Molecule: messenger RNA, 840 nt
Organism: Neoarthrinium moseri
Lineage: Eukaryota; Fungi; Ascomycota; Sordariomycetes; Amphisphaeriales; Apiosporaceae
Exons: 2
Coding region: 1-840 (279 amino acids)
Biological process (GO): protein phosphorylation
Molecular function (GO): ATP binding; protein kinase activity
Source: RefSeq, a predicted model, not a curated record
AUGAGUUCGCAGCUAUUCUACAUACCAGUUGAACAGACGGAAGUACUGGCAAGCGGCCUUUGGGGCACAGUAUUUCGAGUAAAAAACGAGAAAAUUGUCGUUAAAGUAGCAAAAGAUGGUGGAAAGGGGUUGUUUGAGAGCGAGAGGAAAUGCCUCGAAAGACUGGGGGGUAGCGGGGUGAUUGCGCGUUACCUCGGCGUCGCGCAAGUGGGGAGAAGCGAGGAUGGGAAAAGUGGUCUCCUCUUCGAAUAUUACCCACUUGGUACCCUGAAAGACUUCCUGGGCCAGCCUGUUUCGAUUGAAGUUCGAAGCAGCCGGAAGCAGCAGCUCCAAUGGACAUCACAGGUUGUCGAUGCGCUCAUUAAGAUUCAUACCCUCGAUGUGAUUCAUGGUGACAUCGGCAUUCACAACAUUCUUGUUGCGGAUAACUAUAACCUGAAACUCACAGACUUCGGUGGCUCCAGCAUCGAUGGGGCAGAGAUGCAGGUUGAAUGCUCCCCUCGGUACCACCGCCCUCAUUCAUGGCGGUUUCCUAUUACAGGCGUUGAUUGCCCCACAGAGACUUGGAGAAUACCUACCAGAAAAAUUGAUACAUUCGCACUUGGCACUGUUCUGUACGAAAUUUUCACAGCUGCACAGCUUUACAAAGACGAAAAUUAUGAUCAAAUCCGCCGCCAUGCAACGCGCAGAGAGUAUCCGGAUCUCAACGUUAUAGAGCUACCAGAAGUCAGAGGUGUGAUUACCAAAUGCUGGAGCGAGCAAUAUGACGAUGCUCAGCAAAUCAUGAAGGAAUUGGCACCAAUUUGGGAAGAGGUCAAUCCGCGAAAGCAAUAUAACUAA